CAUCGGAAAAGCAUCAUGACUUCCACUCUUGCUAGAAUUCAUCAUGAACUAUAUGUACUCCAUCUCCUUCUCCAGGCAUGGCAAAUGAUCACUCGCUAAACACAACGGACGACAUGUCUACUACUAUACAAACCAAGACAAAGUUUGACCCGACAUCCUUCGGGAAGUUGCGGCUAAAGAGCCACGACUCGCUAUUCACGAUAGAUGAUUUGAUCAGGUCUCAUGCUGCAGAGCCGGAAGACUUCACACUGAUUGGAGCACCUGUGACUGGCCUUACUGAUUUCGAGGAGCAUUCCGCUCGCGAUAUCAGCAGAUUUGCAGAUGCGGCGGCAGCUCGACUGCAAGAGAUGGGCCUAAAGCCUGCGGACUCAAACCUAGACGAGUCGCCUAUUGUUGGCAUGCUAUGUAUUUCAGGACUGGACAUGGUUGUUACCCUCCUUGGACUUCUACGACUAGGCUAUGGAGCACUCUUACUCUCGACCAGACUGGCCGCUCCAGCUUACGCUCGAUUGAUGAGCAUGGUGAAUUGCUCCAUCUUGAUCUCCACAGACGUCUUCAAGACCAUUGUUGAUGACGUGGUGACGGAAAGACCUCUCACUCGUUUGUCUCUUUUGCAGCGCACAGAUUAUGUCGGUGUCAAAGCACCUACUUUCCGACGCCAAUACAACCCUACCAAAGAGACCAACAAGAUUGCUGUGGUGAUCCACUCCUCAGGAUCUACAGGUUUUCCGAAGCCAAUCUACCUUCGACAUGCCCAGUGUCUUGCGACAUUUACGCAAAACUUUGGCAUGCGUGCUUUCCUAGCAUCUCCGCUCUUCCACAGUCAAGGAUUCUAUGAAAUGUUCAGGACCAUCUACUCGAAGAAGCCGCUUUACCUUUGCAACUACACGAUACCGCAUACUCGACAAGGCUUGACAGCCCAAUUGCAACACCUCAAGCCCGAGAUUUUUAACUGCGUACCUUACCUGCUAAAGCUGCUAUGCGAGACUGAGGAAGGCAUCAAAGAGCUAGCGAAAGUGAAGCUUGUAUUGUAUGCUGGCAGUGGCUGUCCGGAUGAUGUAGGAGACCUGCUGGUGAGCAAGGGUGUCAAUCUGGUGCAGAAUUAUGGCUGCACUGAGAUUGGUCGCAUCAUGACUUCCUUCAGGUCGCCAGAAGACAAGGAGUGGAACUACUGCCGCCUCAAUCCUCCUGUAUCGGAACAUGUUCUAAUGGACGAGAUAGCACCUGGUGUGUUCGAGUGUGUUGCCCUAGAGAGCCUGAAGACUCGUGUUGCAGUCAACUCUGACGAUCCUCCCAACUCUUUCCGAUCUCGAGAUUUGUUCGCACCUCAUCCGACAAGAUCUAACCUUUGGAAGUACCUGAGCAGACUUGAUGAUCGCUUGACGCUUGUGAAUGGCGAGAAGGUUUUGCCGUUACCACUUGAGGGUCGUAUUCGUCAAGACCGACUGGUUCAGGAGGCUGCAGUGUUUGGAAUUGGUCGAAGCGUACCCGGUGUUAUCGUCUUCCGCUCUUCCGAUGCAAAGGAUAUGUCUGAUGACGAAUUCUUCCAGGCAGUCUGGCCUGCAGUCGAAGAUGCCAACGCUAGAGCGGAAAGCUUCUCUCGUGUACCGAAGGAACUCAUCGUGCUCGUCGCAGCAGACACUGAAUAUCCAAAGACCGACAAGGGUACCUUCAUCAGGGCCAAAAUCUACGAACAAUUCAAGGAUGAGAUUGAACAGGUCUACAGCGACUUUGAGAACGGCCAAAUCGGUGAUAUGACUCUCGAGGUUCCUGAGCUUGAGAAGUGGCUCCUGAAAGAGUUCAAGGAAGAGCUAGGCGUUGCACUGGAGCUUGACACCGACUUUUACCAAGCUGGCAUUGACAGUCUGCAGUCGACAAGAAUGUGGUCAAGCAUCAAGAAACAGAUUGAUCUUGGAGGCAACCACGCAUCUCUUAGCCGAAAUGUGUUGUAUGAGACGGCCAACAUCAGAGGGCUUGCUCUGCAUCUCCACUCUUUAAGGACCGGCGAGAGCAAGGAUCAAGAGGAUGAAAUUGCUGUUAUGGAUCAGCUCAUCACAAAGUACUCUAACUUCAAAGAGCAUGUACCAAGUGAGGCGUCCACAGACGGCAAGAACGUCAUUCUUCUCACCGGAGCUACUGGCACAGUCGGCAUACACAUUUUGACAAAGCUCGUCAGGCAAGAGAAUGUGUCAGCUGUAUGGGCGAUUGUGCGAGCAUCUUCCGUCCCUCAGGCAUUUCAGAGGAUCUCCGACGCGCUCAGCUCACGCGGUCUGUCUCUCACCGAGUCCGAGACAGCCAAGAUUGUACCCAUCCUGGGUGAUCUAAGCAAAACCGAUCUCGGCUUGGAUAGUGAUACUCUAGAGAAGUUACAGUCUCAGCUCACCCAUGUAAUACACAGUGCCUGGGCUGUCAACUUCAAUCUCGGCGUCAAGAGUUUCGAAGACCAGCACAUCAAGGGAGCGCAUAACCUGAUCCAGCUAUGUCUGUCAACCAAGACACCCAAGCCUGCAAAGUUCUUCUUCUGCUCUUCUGUCUCAUCAGCAGCAGGAACGCCACUUGAUCAGAGCAUCAAAGAAGGUUCUGUGCCGCAGCUUGAAUAUGCUCAAGGAACAGGCUAUGGCAGAUCAAAGCUCGUGACUGAACGCAUUGUUCAAAACGCCAUGGAGAGCACCGGAAUAUACGCUAGAGUCUUGCGACUCGGCCAGAUCGCUGGUGACAGCGAGCGAGGACAAUGGAACACGACUGAGGCCAUCGCUUUGAUGAUCCAGACAGCCACCACUAUCGAGGCUCUCCCAACGCACAACGAAGAGCUCUCUUGGCUGCCAGUUGACCUUGCAGCAUCCGUCGUUGCAGAACUCUCUGGUAUUGCCCAGCCAAUCCCAGAAGCCCGUUUGAAAGAUAACACCCUCGUCUACAACAUACAGAACCCGACAGUGUAUCACUGGACCCGCGACAUACUUCCCGCUCUCCACAAAGCUGGCCUGGAUUUUGAUGAAGUAUCGCCUAAAGAAUGGGUUCAGCGACUGCGUGCAGGCGAUCAAAAUCCAGAGACCAAUCCGCCUGUCAAGUUGACGGACUUCUUUGCCGGGAGAUAUGGAAAUGUUGCCGAGGAUGCGCCAAUGAAGAGUGCGGGUCGUUAUGAGACUGUUCAGACGUGUAAGGAUAGCGGAACCAUGGCCACGAUUCCAGAUUUGAUCGAGUCCGGCAUGGUGGCCAAGUUUGUGAAGGCUUGGGCGAAGGAGUGGGGUGUCACUUUGGCGAAGUGAGGUCUUUCCAAGAUGUAUUUAGAUCUCUGAAUUUUAAUUCACGAUAACUGUG
Molecule: messenger RNA, 3318 nt
Organism: Aureobasidium pullulans EXF-150
Lineage: Eukaryota; Fungi; Ascomycota; Dothideomycetes; Dothideales; Saccotheciaceae
Product: acetyl-CoA synthetase-like protein
Exons: 2
Coding region: 78-3266 (1062 amino acids)
Source: RefSeq, a predicted model, not a curated record